GGAAGCCCCGCCCCAUCCGGUUCUUCUGUCCAAUGAAAACGCGCGAUGCACCAUGAUGGGACGUCACGCACUCUGGCGUCGUGUCGGGAUUGGAAUGUAACAGCGUAACAAUCGGAACAACUGAGCAAUAGAGGAAACCUCGCUUCCCACACCGGUGUCCCGAUGAAGAGGAAAUCCACUUCUCGCGUGUGUGAAGGUCCACGGAGAGCACGGGAAUAAGAGAAAUGCAGGGAUUCGUGAGGUUACCGUGAACUGUCCUGUGUCCACUUGCACUUUACGUUAACGUUUCGGAGAUACAUGGAGUUAAGCUGUGGAUCGGUUUAAUAUGGACGUCUAGUUAUCGGAUACAAACCUCAAUCGCUGUAUUAAAUACCACUUUACGUUUUUCCAAUGGGACUCGCUGCUCUUCAAAGACAAACUCUAUGAGUCGGCGUCGCCGCAACUCUCCAGCGCGAGUCGGACCGUACGACGCAUUUCUCCAAUGUCGUAAAAUGUUGCAGGUAGACAGACGAGGGAGAGCGAGGAAACCGGUGUAAAAUCGCCCACAUGCGUUGGAUCGGACGCUUGCUGAUCGGUGAUCGGAAUCUGAAGAAGAGGAAAGACGUGAGUUGUAAAUCCUCGCAGGCUGGAAGAUGGCGGAGCAGCACUAUAGCUGGAGGAGGUGUUUGUGAGAGAAAAACUUCCCACCGCUUGAGAUUUAUUUCCAAACACCGCGAUCUGGCCUUCAGGACACAUGCAGGCCAAAAAACGAUAUCUUAUCUCGCUCUUGACCGGCGCCUUUCUAGUUCUGCUCUUUUACUUUGGAGGAGGUGGUGUCCCGGCGGCCACGGGCUCCAGGAGCCGGCAUGAGCGCAGCCGCAAUGGAUACAAUCGUCCCGAUCAACCGUGGCCACACUUCUCGGAUCCCUUACAACACUUCAGCCCGGGCGAUCUUUCCGACACGGAGGAAUAUAACGUUCACGUGUCGCCCCGUCAAAAGCGAGACGUCAACUCGAGCGUUUACAAGGGCAAGAGGUGUCGCAUGCAGUCAUGUUUUGAUUUCUCUCUCUGUCAGAGACACGGGUUCAAAGUGUACGUGUACCCACAGCAGAAAGGCGAGAAGAUCUCGGAAAGUUAUCAGAACAUUUUAUCCACAAUCGAGGGCUCGACGUUUUACACAUCGGACCCUAGUCAAGCGUGUCUGUUUAUCCUAAGCCUGGACACCCUUGACCGAGACCAGUUGUCUCCACAAUAUGUGCACAAUCUUAAAACCAAGGUGCAGAGCUUGCCCCUGUGGAACAAUGGUAGAAAUCACCUCAUAUUUAAUUUGUAUUCAGGCACAUGGCCCGACUACACGGAAGACUUGGGCUUUGACAUCGGCCAAGCCAUGCUGGCCAAAGCGAGCAUCAGCACGGAGAACUUCAGACCCAAUUUUGAUGUCUCCAUCCCGCUGUUCUCCAAGGAUCACCCGAGGACCGGUGGGGAGAGGGGCUUCUUAAAAUACAACACCAUUCCACCUUUUAGAAAAUAUAUGCUGGUUUUUAAAGGGAAACGCUAUCUGACCGGUAUCGGUUCGGACACGAGGAAUGCCUUACAUCAUGUUCAUAACGCGGAGGAUGUAGUUCUUCUCACCACCUGCAAACAUGGCAAAGACUGGCAGAAACACAAGGACGCACGAUGUGAUAAGGACAACGCCGAGUAUGACAAGUAUGACUACCGUGAAAUGCUGCACAAUUCCACCUUCUGCCUGGUGCCGCGAGGACGACGACUGGGUUCCUUUCGCUUCCUGGAGGCUCUGCAGGCGGCUUGUGUACCGGUUAUGUUGAGUAAUGGUUGGGAACUCCCGUUCUCUGAGGUCAUCGACUGGAACACAGCCGCUGUAAUCGGGGACGAAAGGCUUCUGCUACAGAUCCCAUCCACGGUGCGCUCCAUUCAUCAGGAUAAGAUUCUGGCUCUACGACAGCAGACGCAGUUCUUGUGGGAGGCUUACUUCUCCUCUGUGGAAAAGAUUGUGUUCACUACUUUAGAAAUCAUUCAGGACCGAGUACUUCAGCAGACUUCCAGGAGCAAUCUGAUGUGGAACAGUCAUCCCGGUGGUCUUUUUACACUGCCCAUGUACUCCUCUUAUCUGGGCGACUUCCCUUUCCACUAUGCUGAACUUGGGAUCAAGCCGAAUUCCAAGUUCACGGCUGUAAUCCAUGCUGUCACCCCUCUGGUUUCUCAAUCUCAACCCAUUCUUAAGCUCCUCGUCUCAGUGGCCAAGUCCCAGUAUUGUGCUCAGAUUAUUGUAUUGUGGAAUUGUGACAAGCCUUUACCUGCCAAACAUCGAUGGCCAGCCACCUCAAUGCCCAUUAUUGUAAUCGAAGGAGAGAACAAGGUCAUGAGCAGCAGGUUUCAACCCUAUGACAGUAUCAUAACUGAUGCAGUAUUGAGUUUGGACGAGGACACGGUGUUGUCAACCACUGAGGUGGACUUUGCUUUCACGGUGUGGCAGAGUUUUCCAAAUAGGAUUGUGGGAUAUCCCGCCCGCAGUCAUUUCUGGGACAAUAAUAAGGAGCGUUGGGGCUACACCUCCAAAUGGACCAAUGACUACUCCAUGGUUCUCACUGGGGCUGCCAUUUAUCACAGAUAUUACCACUUCCUAUAUACCAAUUUCCUACCAAAUAGCCUGAAGAGCAUGGUGGACCAGCUGGCCAACUGUGAGGACAUCCUCAUGAACUUCUUGGUGUCCGCCGUUACCAAGCUGCCACCCAUUAAGGUCACACAGAAGAAACAGUACAAGGAGACCAUGAUGGGUCAGUCAUCUCGAGCUUCUCGUUGGGCAGACCCGGACCACUUCGCCCAGCGUCAGACCUGCAUGAACAAGUUCGCCAGCUGGUUUGGCGGCAUGCCUCUGGUUCACUCGCAAAUGAGAUUGGACCCCGUUCUGUUCAAGGACCAAGUCUCCAUCCUCCGCAAGAAAUACAGGGAAAUAGAGCGACUCUGACCAGACUGGCGCCCCUUGUCGGACAUUCAACAGGGGGCCGGGAGAGACUCGCUGGAGCAAAGUAGGACCACGGCGCAAGAGCCCACGGUCAGAGGUUUGGCUCGGUUAUCCCUUCAGCACACAGCAAAGGAUAAAGACACCAGGAUGUGAAGGCCUCUGUGGACCAUCAAACAUGUAGUACACCAUUACACACUUUUAACCACAAGACUUACAUUUUUUGCUUUGGUAUUGGAUCCCAGAGAUUUAUGAUCUUUCCCAGCACCUGAGCAAGCUGUUGGAAGACAGGAGGGACGCUUCAUUGUGUUGCACUUCAUCUUCAUCAUGUCACAUCCGGAUCCAUCAAUCUUUCCACAUUCGAUGUUAGCCUAAAUGCCUGCUCCGUCGUAAAUGUCUUAAGGGGUCAUUGUUAAACUUUUUCUUCGUUUUAAGGUAUUAGGGGGAUCUUUUAUGUCGCAAUUAUGGAUUGGCUUUAUAAUAACAUCAUUUAUUUACAGUGAAACUGCUUUUGUAAGCUCAGACGUGGUUUAAUUUAGCCGUACAAGUAUACCAAUAUGAAAAAAAUAAGGCGUUUGAAAUGACCCCGGUUGUUCCUAACAACCACCUUUUAAUGAGGGCCGCAUUAAACACCCUGCAGUAUUUUUUUUAGGUUUUUAAAAUGGUGCCAAGAAUUUAUUAAUUGCAUUUUAAGUGGCAUGUCAAGCCCUUUAAAGAAAUGUAUUAGAAUUCCCUAAAUCCUCACAUUAUUAACAGCCAAGCUCGGAAAAAUGUUUGUCACAGUCAAAGGCAGUGCCUGGAGAGCUUACCUUGCAGGAACACCAUCUGUUUAAGUGAAAAAACUUGAGCGUAAGCUCUUUAAAAAGUUCAGAUUCAGAAGCUCUUGACAUAACUGCACUACAGGUUGAGUCGCAGGUCCUAAUUUAGUACACUUGUCUCUCGCCUCCUCUAUCUUCACUGUCCACUUGAAAAAUAAGCUGUCCGUCAAAGUUUAACGGCACUGCCUUAUUGUUGGUCUCCUAUACAAAUUUGUCCCUCACUUUACUUAGAAAGUGUCUAGUGUAUACUUCCUUACUAUCAACAUCUUAUUGAUUUUAUAUCAAGCCCACCCCUUCAGUGUUCUGUAUGUUUUCAAGAGCAGAGACUAUGGGGAGCAUUUUAUCAAUCUCUGCUCACAGGUACUUGAAUGUCUGAUGACUUGAAGGGUUUCUGUGCUUUAGUGGCCUUUUCGUGAAGGUGACUGGACUUAAAAUGUGCCAGCUGUGAGCCAAAGCCUUUAUUUUUCCCUUUUUAAUGCAUUGGAUUUGUCAUCAUAGUACACUACAUGUUGUUUCCUCUUAUGUGGUUGUGGUCAACUGGAGCAAAAAUUAAAAGUCAUAUCUGACACCUGAAUGUUUAGGAAACCUGGCUGCAGACUUCAGUUGUGUCAUAUAUCAUUUUACAAAUGUCUUACAUUUUUUAAUAAACUAUUUGAAAUAUGACAUCAUAUUGCCACACUGCAAAAAUGAUUUUUAAGAAAAAAAAUUCUUAAUAUUUUUGUCUUGUUUUGAGUAAAAAUAUCAAAAAAUUCUUAAAUUAAGAUGCUUUUUCUUGAUGAGCAAAACGACCCAAGAAAAUAAGUCUAGUUUUUAGACCAAAAAUAUUAAUUUUGUGCAUAAAACAAGCAAAAAAAAUCUGCCAAUGGGAUAAUCAAAUUUUUCUUGAAUUUAUCUUGAAUUUAGUGUUUAAGAAAAAAAAUUUUUUGCUUACCCCAUUGGCAGAUUUUUUUGGCUUGUUUUAUGCACAAAAUCACUUAAAUUUGAUAUUUUUGUUCUAAAAACUAGACUUAUUUUCUUGGGUCGUUCUCAAUUUAAGAAUUUGAAUAUAUUUUUACUGAAAACAAGACAAAAGUACUAAGAAUUUUUUUCUUGAAAAUAAUUUUUUGCAGUGUAUACAGUAACACUCAUGUUUCACUUGUGGUUUUAUAGCUAAAUGAUCAAAUAAAUGCUAUCGUAAUGUUAAAUACUAUCAAAUAGUCUCUAAAUGCGACAGCUGUAGUUGCAUAAAAUAUGCAUCAGUAAUUAUUUUAAGUUUUUAAAACACGCUAACACAAAUGGCCCACAUCUGGUUAAGUUUUAAGUUCAGCAGACUUUAUAUCAAGCAUUUAUAUCUAUGAUUGUUCUCCUUGUCAUAUCACAGAAUAAACUGGCCUCGCACAAUUUCAAUGGCCAAAUCAAACCUUACCACUGUACAUAAUGUUUGUUUAUAAAAAUGGAUCUACACAAUUAGCUAUUUAAUGUGUCUGAAACUGGAGAUUAUUUUUAUGGGAUAAUUAAUGGCUGCAUCAGAUGUUUUAUUUUAUUUUUUAUUUUUAGAGCCCUAGCUAAUGUUGUUUUUAGGGCAUGUGAUGUGCUCAACACUACCCAGACGUGUCCAAGGCCCUUGUUAAUGUGGAUAACGUGUAUAGACGACGCACAAUAAUGUGUGUUUUGAAUCGUGUCAUUAUGCCAGUGUUAUUUUAAUUACCCAGCUUGAUAUGACAAAGCCAUUCAUUUAAAUUGGCCUCUGUUGAAUACUGCUGCUACCAUAGCAUAUUUGCAAAAUCACCAAAGAAUCUUGGUAAAUUUAAACUCAUUGCUGUUUUGUCUUUAGUACUUGGGUUCUUUUAUGGUUUUAUGCUGGCUUUUGUAAGAUUAUCUCAUCCCAUUGUGAGUAAAAUGAUACACAGACACGAGGCCUGUAUGAUUCUAAUGCAUUUGUGUCUGCUUUAUCUGCGCUCACAUUGCUCUCUGUUAUUAGCAAUAAGCAAUCAUUACGUUUGAAACACUCACUGAUUUGUCUCUAAUUGUGCCUUUAAUUGAUUUGUGAGUUUGUUUCCCCCGGCUGUCAAAAAAGGGCGAUAAUGUUGUUGUGUCAUCUGCCAGAUGCCACUUUAUCAUACACUAAAGUUUCACAUCAUGCAUUAAACACUCACCUGUAUUCCUCAGAUUAGGCUGUUAACCGACUUGCAUGACCACUUUAGGCUAUUUAUGAGUAAAUGCUGUUGUUUAUUUGGCUCCCUCCUGUUCUGACCCUUCAUUCAUGUAAUUAACAGAUGACUUUUAUAGAGGUAAUAAAGAAAUUGCAAAAUGCCAAUUUUGUAUGAAUGAUUUAUAAAAAAAUAAAGUCAUAUUUGAUGCUAUAAA
Messenger RNA from Misgurnus anguillicaudatus (oriental weatherfish), 6123 nucleotides. The record is from RefSeq and is a predicted model, not a curated record. Lineage: Eukaryota; Metazoa; Chordata; Actinopteri; Cypriniformes; Cobitidae.